Molecule: messenger RNA, 1635 nt
Organism: Microcebus murinus (gray mouse lemur)
Lineage: Eukaryota; Metazoa; Chordata; Mammalia; Primates; Cheirogaleidae
Gene: RAB19
Product: RAB19, member RAS oncogene family
Molecular function (GO): GTP binding; GTPase activity
Source: RefSeq, a predicted model, not a curated record
GGAGAAGCACUUACUGUUCUAGACUCUGUGGUGGGAAAAUAGCAAAGAAAAGUUCACCGCAGCUUUAUGUUUCUACUGCCAGCAUCGGGGACUGAUAACCUCUGGGUUUCCUCAGACCUAGAAAUUAAUCUUCCCUCUGUGGUAGCAUUUUUGAGGGAGUGAAACAGAAGUUUUCUUCAGCUCUUUCUUCCCAUACGCCUUCUGAGUUCUUUUAGUUGUUUUUCUUUCCUUUUCUUUUCUGUUUUUUUUUUUUUGCCUUUUUUUUUGCGCCACUUCCUUUCUCUCAGUGACUCUUCAAAGAGAGGUAUUCAAAUCUGCAAAACAAUUAAAUUACUCAAGACCUAGAUCUAGAUCUUCCUUUUAAGUUGAUGUUCUCUCAACUAACCACCUUCAGCCCAGCCAAACAAGGGACACCAGGAGAAAAAUUUAGAGUGAAGGAUGCACAAGAAAAGAUGCAGGUGUGGGACACAGCUGGCCAGGAGCGCUUCCGCACCAUCACCCAAAGCUACUACCGCAGCGCCCACGCGGCCAUCAUCGCCUACGACCUCACCCGGCGGUCCACCUUCGAGUCCGUCCCUCACUGGAUUCACGAGAUAGAGAAAUAUGGAGCAGCUAACUUGGUCGUUAUGCUAAUCGGAAACAAAUCUGACCUCUGGGAAAAGCGGCACGUCCUGUUUGAGGAUGCCUGCACACUGGCUGAGAAGUACGGCCUCCUGGCUGUGUUGGAGACAUCAGCCAAGGAGUCCAAGAACAUAGACGAAGUCUUCGUGCUCAUGGCCAGGGAGCUGAUCGCCCGCAACAGCCUGCACCUGUUCGGGGAGAGCACCCUGAGCAGCCUUCCCCUGGACUCCAGCCCCAUUCUGAUGGCCCCGGGGCCGAGUGAGAAGACCCACUGCACCUGCUGAACGUGUUCACGGGGCCAGUUGCACCCACCAAAGAGGCCAUCUCUGAAACAAAAGGUAGCCAGACAGCCUCGUGUCUCCCGAGCUGCGCUUCAGACCCAAGUGUAGUCCCACUGCUUGUCCCUAACCGUUCCUGCCUGGCUGGGCAGCACCUUCGCCUCCAUUCACUCCAGAUGUCAUAGCCGCUGACUCUGAGGAAAGGGGACGUUAUCGUUUUCCUUGGUUCCUGGUGAAGCCAGGCCUGCAGGCAUGGACGUGGGAGGGACGGGGUGUGGGCCUCUCCCCUUUCCCUUUCUGUCUCCCCAGCACCUUCCCUGCUUUCUACUCAAGUUUGCUUCUUGCUUGAAGAGGGUAGUGACAGAAAGAAGGGAGGAGGAAUAUCAAUCAAGAGGUGGGGAGAACGUUUGGAACAUUCUGGAGCAGUUUGAAACAGUGCAGGCAGGGAGGAUGGGACAAAAGCCUGCAAUGAGAAGCCAGGAUGCUGUUGUGGCUUUGUUUCCCGACAUUCACUCAGGUGUUCACUCUGGAGAGUGAGGCCUUUUAACAUAAACACUAGACAUGCCAUCUUCCCAGACGGUCGGGAACCCUCUCGUGGAGUUGGAAUUGGAUUUCACUUUAUCCGAGUGGGGCUGAUUUGGCCACCCUUCUGGGGACAUAAGAGAUGCCUACAUUUUCUUUCUUUCUUUCUUUCUUUCUUUCUUUCUUUCUUUCUUUCUUUCUUUCUUUCUUUCUU